AUGCAAGUUAACAUUGAUGGUAAACUGGAUUUUGUUAUUGACAACAUAAUUAUUGAUGAAGAUUCUGAGUUUGAAGAAGUUGAAUAUGAUGAUGAAGAUGCAGAUGAAGAUGGUGAAAUUGAUGGAGGUGAAUAUGAUGAUGAAGAUGCGGAUGAAGAUUGUGAAAUUGAUGGUGGUGAAUACGAUGACGCGAGCAGUUCUGGGGAUGUUGGUAGACACAGAUAUUGGAAUAUAGAUAGAAGUGAUGGGAAAGAAAUGUUUGACUUGCAAAAUGAUGACGUUUUGAAGCUACAAUUUGGAAGUUUGGGAAUUGCGUACGAGUUUUAUUGUUGGUUUGCAAAGAUGAACAGUUUUGCGGUCCGUAAAGGUCAAGUUGUUAAAGAAAUGGAGAUGUUGUUCAACAAACAUUUGUGUGUAACCUUAAAGGAUUUAGGCUAG
Molecule: messenger RNA, 438 nt
Organism: Vicia faba (fava bean)
Lineage: Eukaryota; Viridiplantae; Streptophyta; Magnoliopsida; Fabales; Fabaceae
Source: the annotation of a GenBank genome assembly